AUGCAUAUGCUGCACUUGGGCCAGGGGUCUGCCCAUGGCCAGGGCCCUGCCUGCAAGCCUGAGGCUGUGCCUGGUGGAAAGAGCCUGCCGGGCAAGAAGGAGCGCCAAGGCAUGCCGAGUGGAGGCGGCAGCAGCACCUGGUCCUGGAGGGGUCAGGAGGCCACGGGAAGCCAGCAGAACUGGGCCACUGAGCUGGGCUCUGGGGCAGGAGAGGGCCAGCAGCAGCAGGAGGCUCAUCCAGGGCCUGGCGGCAGCUGCACCAAGAGCAGCUCCGAACUAGAUGAGGCCGGUGGCGCUACUGUGCAUAAGAACCUAGGAAGCUGCCAUGUUGGGGCCCUUUCCUCACUGGAGGCCCAGGGUGCCCGCUCCAACGAGGCUCAGGUGCAGGCCUGGAGCUGUGACUUCUGCCUGCCUGCAGAGCAAGGUGGGUCCCAGACUCAUCCAGGGGCUUCUGAGGUGCACAAAGCUCCAAGUGCCAAGGAAAGGUUCAAGCGCAUUGGCAUCCCCAUCAUCGCUGGCGUGCUGAGCAUCUCCGUCCUCAUUGGCGUCGCUUUCCUCAUCAAGAUGGCCGUGGACUCCUACUAUUUCUUCUGCAGCCACACCUUCCGGUUCAUCCCCCUGAGCCUCCUCUGUGACGGCCACUUGGACUGUGCCUCCGGCGAGGACGAAGCCAGCUGCGUGCAGCAGGUGUCGGAUGGGCCCCCCGUGAGAGUCCGUCUUUCCCGGGACGGAUCCAGCCUGCAGGUGCAGAACAAGGAGACUGGCGCCUGGGCCUGGGCCUGCCAUGACGCCUUUGAGACGACGAUGGCGAUAGAAGCGUGCAGGCAGAUGGGCUACCGCAGUUCAGGCACCUGCCCUGCACCCUGCACUCAGCAGCACCGGCUCAUCCCUACGAGCCGGGGGCCACCAAAGGAGGACCAGCUGCCUCUGCAGUUCAGGUGGCUUCUCUCUCACCUGCGCUACCUGCAGGCUGGCCUUUCGUCAAGCAGUGGGGCAGGCUUGGGAGGGCUGGAUGGAGAGAAGAGGGAUGAGCAGCACAGCCCAGGAGGGCCCAGCAUGGAACCCCCCUCAGCAGUCACAGCCUCCAACAUGCCCAUUGGCUGCGGCUGCAGGAUAGCAGGCUGGCCCAGCCGGCCCUUGGUGGCCCUUCAGCCCACAGGCCCGGUCCUGGCCCGGCGGGCUGGCACUGGUGGGGCUGCUGGGCAUGAUUGGGGCGGGGGGGGGAGGCACGGUGGCCAAGCUCUCUGCCUGUGUUGCAGCGCCCCCACCUUCAGCCCCACGGCCCUUGAGAAUGCAGGAGGGCUGCUGCUCAGAGAGAUCUUUCUGCAGGGCGACGAGCUGCGCUGGCAAGACUCGGGCAGGCAGUGUCUCUCUGGCCUCGGCGUCUCCCUCUCCUGCUCCAGUUGUGGCGACAGCUCGAGGUUCCCGCGGGUCGUGAACGGGAGCCCAGCUGCCAUCAAGAUGUGGCCGUGGACAGCCAGCCUGCAGCACAAGGGGCGGCACUCCUGCGGGGGGAGCCUCAUUGACCCCCGGUGGGUGCUGACGGCCGCGCACUGCUUCCGGGACCGCCUGGCCACUCAGUACUGGCAAGUAAACGGAGGGUCCGAGACACUGGCGAGAGCCGCCUCCGUCCCCGUGGAGAAGGUCUUUGUCAUCGACAUCAAGUCCAUGUUCCCCAAGGACGAGGACAUUGCCCUGGUCAAGCUGCAGAGGCCCCUGAGCAGCACCCCAGGUGAGCUGUCCGAGAGGCUGCAGGAAGCAGAGGUGGAGUUGAUUGACAGCAGCACCUGCAACGCGGAGGACGCCUACCAGGGCGAGGUCACGGAGAAGAUGCUCUGCGCAGGCCAGGGCGGGGCCGACACCUGCCAGGGCGACAGCGGAGGGCCGCUGAUGCUCAAGCAGACCCACUGGCAGGUGGUGGGGGUUGUCAGCUGGGGCCACGGCUGCGGGAGCCCCACCACCCCCGGCGUCUACACCAAGGUGCAGGCCUACCUCAACUGGAUCUACACAGUGCGCAAGUCCGAGCUCUGAAGACCUGCUGGAGGGAUCGAGCCGCAAGGAGUCCUCUGCCAGCACUGCUGAGGAGGACCCCAGAGGGAAGGCGGAGGCUGGGCUGGUGGAGGGAGGGAGGGGGCCCCAGCACGGCCCCCACCCUGCCAGCAGCGCCCCUCUGCUCCUUGGUGGCCCCCUUCGCUGAACCGGGGGAGCCAGGCUGGGUGCACUUUCCAAGGAGCUGCAGUUCACGGCGAGGGACUUGGGACGAUCUGGACCCCACUUGGGCCGGUGCCUCUUCCUUGGAAUAAAGGGCGGAAUCUUUUGCA
This is a messenger RNA of Hemicordylus capensis (graceful crag lizard), 2321 nucleotides long. Its product is annotated as transmembrane protease serine 4-like. Gene Ontology annotation, molecular function: protein binding; serine-type endopeptidase activity. The record is from RefSeq and is a predicted model, not a curated record. Gene Ontology annotation, biological process: proteolysis. Bases 1 to 2031 code for a protein of 676 amino acids. Gene Ontology annotation, cellular component: membrane. Lineage: Eukaryota; Metazoa; Chordata; Lepidosauria; Squamata; Cordylidae. The transcript is spliced from 15 exons.